Molecule: messenger RNA, 660 nt
Organism: Brassica oleracea var. oleracea
Lineage: Eukaryota; Viridiplantae; Streptophyta; Magnoliopsida; Brassicales; Brassicaceae
Exons: 1
Coding region: 1-660 (219 amino acids)
Source: RefSeq, a predicted model, not a curated record
AUGAUCAUCCGAGGAUCGCAAUACUGCAGUGAUACCGCCUCUGCCAUCAAAGCUUAUCAGCGCAAGGCCGAGACGAGCGCGAAUUCGCUAACAUGGUUUGCACCUAGUGACUUCCCGAAGGGAGCGAUCACUUUCGAUGAAGAAGAGGCAGGCUGGAUCGACCAUCCCCACUGCGAUCCUCUCCUGAUCGAUCUCGUGAUAAGAGAUCUCGAGGUUGCAAGAGUUCUCAUCGACAUGGGUAGCACGGUCAAUGUCAUCUUCCACAAUACUUUAAAGAGGAUGAACGUAGAGCUAAGAGAAGUCGUACCAUCGUCCAAGCCGCUAACCAGUUUCAAGCGCACGGCGUCAAUGACUCUCGGAUCGACCAAACUGCCUGUUGUUGUGAAAGAAGUUACGAAGAUUGUCGACUUCGCAGUCCUCGACCACCCAGCCAUUUACAACGUCAUCAUGGGCACGUUUUGGCUAAACGCCAUGAAGGCAGUCCCGUCGACUUAUCACUUAGGCAUCAAAUUCCCGACUAGUAACAGAAUUGCCGCGAUCGAUCUAGGGAUGCCAGACACAGUCAAGACGUUCCUUCCUGGCCGAACACAAGCUAAAGGAAAUCACCACCACCGCAAUGGUGAAACACAAACGGGCGAAGCUAACUCGGGCACUAACUGA